Helobdella robusta is the source of this 2700-nucleotide messenger RNA. RefSeq lists its product as hypothetical. The record is from RefSeq and is a predicted model, not a curated record. Gene Ontology annotation, biological process: heterophilic cell-cell adhesion; establishment or maintenance of epithelial cell apical/basal polarity. Gene Ontology annotation, cellular component: plasma membrane; protein-containing complex. NCBI's taxonomy places the organism in Eukaryota, Metazoa, Annelida, Clitellata, Rhynchobdellida, Glossiphoniidae. The annotation marks the transcript as partial. The transcript has 19 exons. Gene Ontology annotation, molecular function: calcium ion binding.
AUGAAUGCAAAUGCAACAGGCGAGAUAUGUGAGGAAAAUAUAGAUGAUUGUAUUAACAACAAAUGCAUGUCCAACUCAACGUGCGUCGACCAAGCGGAUGGCUAUCGUUGCAGAUGCCUGCCGGGAAGUGGAUACACUGGCAAAUUUUGUGAUGAAGACGUUGAUGAAUGUCUAAAGAGUCCGUGUCACAACCAAGGCACGUGCAACAAUCAACCUGGCUCCUACACGUGUAGCUGCCUCAAUGGAUAUUCCGGUCGACACUGUGAAGUGGACGUUGAUGAUUGUGAAUCCAAUCCGUGCUUGAAUGGAGGGACGUGUCGGGAUAGCGUUGGGGGUUUCCAUUGCGAGUGUCCGCCUCAUAAAUCCGUUUUAUGCCAGUACGACAACCCGUGCACUAGGACGAUGAACAUAUGCAAACAUGGGACCUGCGUUACAGACGCCGACACUGCAGGCUGGCUGUGUCGCUGCGACAGUGGCUACCAAGGAAAGGAUUGCAGUGAAGAUGUGGACGAGUGCAUGAUGAAGCAAAACCCGUGUGACAACGAUGGCAAAUGCCAAAACGAAUACGGUACAUUCUCGUGCAAAUGCAAGACCGGCUACACGGGGACCAGAUGCGAGACGAACAUCGACGAAUGUCUACAAGUUCAGUGUCAUAACGGGGGUGCCUGCCUCGAUGGUAUUGGUACCUUCAAGUGCGCUUGUACUUCUGGUUGGUUUUGGACUUUUUGUAUUUUAUAUCAUGUGUUCUGUGUUGGGUGUCCCACUCCACCCAUCUUCAAGCCCACCCCACCCCACGCAGGUUACACUGGAAAGUUUUGCACCGAAGUUGUCGACAACUGUCCCAGCAUCAACUGCAACCAUGGCAGAUGCGUCAACGAAGAAGGAGGCUACAGGUGCAUAUGCGAUCCAGGGUUCAAAGGUUUGGCUGACCAUCACUGUCUUAAACGUUGUUUGAACGGCGGAAAAUGCCAACAACAACUACAACAACCACGAUGUUUGUGCCAUCCGGGUUAUGCUGGGGAGUUCUGCCAGAUUGAGGUCAACGAAUGUUCUUUCCACCCGUGUCUGAAUGACGCCAUCUGUUUCGACUUCAUGGAUUCCUUCGUGUGCGAGUGCAAGCCAGGCUACAGCGGGCAGAGGUGCCAGACCGAUGACGACGACUGUUCCGAAAGGUCAUGUCUCAAUGGAGGAACCUGUGUCGAUCAGGUUAACUCAUACACGUGCAAAUGUCCAGUUGGUUACCAUGGUGAUCGCUGCCAGUGGGAAAUGACACCCUGUUCUUCGGCACCCUGUCUGAACGAUGGCACCUGUGUCCCCAGUGAAAACGUCUUCGAACGCUUCUGUUCAGAUGGAUUCACUGGACCACGCUGUGAAACAUUGAAGGAUAUGUGUGCUGUUAACAACGGCGGCUGUCACCAGCAAUCUACUUGCAAACAGGAAAGCAACCAAAUAAUAUGCGUGUGCAGUGCUGGUUGGACUGGCCUCAAAUGUGACAUGCCUGCUGGCUCCUGCCAAGAAGCUGCUAUUAAAAAAAACGUGCCAGCAAUCGCCCUGUGCCAAAACGGUGGCCAGUGUCGCCACAGCCACAGAGGACACAGUUGCAAAUGUAUGCCCGGGUACGAAGGCAGCUACUGCGAGUUUCAGGUACAUCCCUGUUCGCCUAACCCAUGCAAGAAUAAUGGGGUCUGUCUCGAUAGGAACUUCUUCAACAAAAAUUUGAAAACUUCUAAAUUUGCUGGUGGCAACUUAGAAAAUAAAAAUAGUAGUAGUAGCACUAGUGGCAGUAAAGGUAGUAGCAAUAAUAUUGAUUUCGAUAUUGACGGUUUCACUUGCAAAUGCCCAGUCGAAUACGAAGGAAAGUUGUGUGAGAAACCGGUUGACCAUUGCAGGGAUGGACCUUGCUUGAAUGGAGGAUCGUGCUACAGUGGCAGUGCCGGGUUUCUCUGCAGUUGUCCAGUUGGCACUCAUGGAGAUAGAUGUGAAAUAACAAUAAACGCAUGCGAAAUAUCUACCACCGCCACCACCCUAACUACAAACAACCACACCACUACUACCCCCAACAAAUGCCACAACGGGGGUACCUGCAUCCCUAACUACAAAGGCGCUCCUGGCUACAGAUGUCUGUGCCCUCCUGGCUUUACUGGCCGAAACUGUCAAGGUAAACUGUCAGGGUGUCGUCUGAAACCUUGUAAAAAUGGCGGGAAGUGCUGGAAAGUUCGAUCGAAUGAUGUUGCGAGUCACGGGAAUAAUAAUGAUGGUAGUGGUGGAAAUAAUGCUGCUCAGUGUGAAGACAACUAUUACAUCAUCGCCAAUCAUCAUCAGCACCAUCACCAGCACCACCAACAUCAUAAUCAUCAUUCAUUAACAUCAUCAUCACCACCACCGUCAUCGUUACCAUCACCUGGAAAUCUUUAUUGCAUAUUUAAUGGUUGUCAUUGGAAAGCUGGAGAUGGAGUAUGUGACGAGGAAUGCAACAAUAAAAAUUGCCUGAAUGACGGAGGGGACUGCGAGUCGACCGAUCCCUUCCAGAGCUGCAACGUCUCCACGUGCAGCCAGACCUUCAACGACAGCGUCUGCAACCAGGAAUGUAACAACAUCGAUUGUCUCUUUGACGGAUUCGAUUGCUUAGACCGGGAUCGACGACAGACAUGCUUCCACGAAGACUACUGCUCCUACCACUAUGCCGACGGAAACUGCGAC